AUGCGUUCGGCCGAAAUCAUCAGCCACGACCCCAACGCCGACCAGGAGCACGACGACCUGGAGAACGGCGGUGCCGUCGAGAGCCGCGGCACCAAGCGUCAACGCCAGAGCAAUGCCGCCGACGAUGACGACGACGACGAUGACAAACCCGGCCGUGAGCGACGGAAGAUCGAGAUCAAGUUCAUCCAGGACAAAUCUCGCCGUCACAUCACUUUCUCCAAGCGCAAGGCGGGCAUCAUGAAGAAGGCCUACGAACUCUCCGUCCUCACCGGCACCCAGGUCCUGCUUCUCGUCGUGUCGGAAACGGGCCUCGUCUACACCUUCACCACCCCGAAGCUCCAGCCUCUCGUCACCAAGCCAGAGGGCAAGAAUUUGAUUCAGGCCUGCCUCAACGCCCCCGAGCCCGCCGAUGCUAAUGGCAUCGACGGAGAAUCCAACGUCGAGUCUCCCGAAGACUCGCACGCCGCCCCGCCUGCCAUCCCACAGGCAAUGCCGCAGGCAGCCAUGCCCAACAGCUCUGUCCCGGGGCCGUACAUGACCGCCGACCACCAGCAAGCCAUCCAAUACCAGCGAUACCUCCAGACGCAACAAGCGCAGGGCGGAUACCCCAUGCCGCCCCAGCAGGGAAUGCAUCAGCAACGCUAGGAGCAGCCUGAUGACCUCUUCUCUCCGCGCGAGGUCACGCAAAAGACGGAGCUCAACUAAUCAUUGACUCCAAACACGUGCGGGGGGAGUUGGGCGGGCCAGAUCUGUAUCACAUUGACCGUAUCAUUUGCGUGGCGUUUCAGGCGUGAGAGAGCCGGUGGAGAUUGCGGAGCAGGCAGGCAGAGGGGAUGCACUGACGCGCGACGAAAAGCAGCCUCUUCUGUUCGCGUGCGGCAGCGUUUCGUCGGAGAAUGCUAAUAUAAUGGUUCACUGUGGGGGAAAACAGAACACGUUGUUUGGCUACGGUUCGCUGAAGUGUACUAUAUAGCUAUACACUGCUAGUCUUCUGCUGCCUGUG
Molecule: messenger RNA, 1003 nt
Organism: Neohortaea acidophila
Lineage: Eukaryota; Fungi; Ascomycota; Dothideomycetes; Mycosphaerellales; Teratosphaeriaceae
Product: SRF-type transcription factor (DNA-binding and dimerization domain)-domain-containing protein
Exons: 4
Coding region: 1-645 (214 amino acids)
Biological process (GO): positive regulation of transcription by RNA polymerase II
Molecular function (GO): DNA-binding transcription factor activity, RNA polymerase II-specific; protein dimerization activity; RNA polymerase II cis-regulatory region sequence-specific DNA binding
Source: RefSeq, a predicted model, not a curated record